Messenger RNA from Didymosphaeria variabile, 1566 nucleotides. RefSeq lists its product as uncharacterized. The coding region runs from base 1 to 1566 and encodes 521 amino acids. The record is from RefSeq and is a predicted model, not a curated record. Gene Ontology annotation, molecular function: FAD binding. NCBI's taxonomy places the organism in Eukaryota, Fungi, Ascomycota, Dothideomycetes, Pleosporales, Didymosphaeriaceae. The transcript has 4 exons.
AUGUUGAAGGUCGCUGCCAUACUGUUGGGUCUCCCUGCCGCCUUGGCUCAGAACAGUACGUGCUGUCAAGCUCUCCAAGGUGCUGGGCUAGCCCACGUCUUGUAUCCCAACUCGACAGAGUACUCCAACCGCACUGAGUCGUACUGGUCCGUCAGCGCGCAACUAAGUCCGUACUGCAUAGUGCAGCCAACGUGCACUUCGGACGUAGUCAAGGUAGUGAAUACACUCGUGGCAGGUGCAAGCUGUUCUUCGACAAAGUUCGCUGUCCGCUCUGGAGGACACACGGUAUGGGCAGGCUCAAACAACAUCAACGAUGGUGUAACAGUCGAUCUGGGCCUCAUGAAAGAUGUUUCGCUUGACAAGAACGCUUCAGUCGCUUCAAUUGGACCAGGAGCAAGAUGGAUGAAUGUUUAUGCAGCACUGGAUCCUGAUGGCUGGACUGUUCCUGGGGGAAGGGCCGGCAGUGUCGGCGUUGCUGGUUUUUUGACUGGUGGAGGCAACUCAUUCUUUACUGCUCGAAAGGGCUUUGCAUGCGACAAUGUCAAGAACUUCGAACUCGUUACUGCAAAUGGUGAGGUAGUGAAUGCGAACGCAGAUGAGAACCCCGAUCUCUGGCAGGCUCUGAAAGGUGGCUCUGCUGCCAACUUCGGCAUCGUUACCAGAUUUGACAUGUUCGCCUUUCAAACUGGCAACCUGUGGGGUGGCACUGCGACUUACAACAAGUCGGCCACUGCUGAGCAGAUUGCAGCCUACGUCAAGUGGACCGACAAUAUCAACAACUAUCCUGAUGGGAGCUCUAUCAUAUUCUGGAGUUACUUGCCUGCCAUGGCUGACAUUGUGAUACUGGCUGCAUACGAGGACACUCAGGGUGACGAGGCACCGGUCGGGUUUGAUGACUUCAUGGCCAUCCCCCGUAUCGCUGAUACUCUGAGGAUAGACAGCCACAAGGCACUGACAGAUGAGCUCGAGCAAGCUACUGGAUAUCGGGACAUCUGGUUCACCAUGACCUUCGCCAACGACGCCGAAAUCUUCACCAAGAUUGUCGAGCUCAAUGAAGCCUUCGUGAACGAGUGGAAAGCGACCAAUGACCCCGACUUCAUCACCCAAUGCAUGUUCCAAUCUAUUCCGACCGUUUUCUCGAUGCACAGCGUGGAGAGAGGCGGAAACGUCAUGGGUCUUGACGCAGUUGACCGGAAUGCCAUCAUGUUAUUGUUCAACAUCGCCGUCAAGACGGCUGACGAGGAAGCUGUUGCGAGACCCCUGUUACGCUCUUACGGCGAACAGAUGCAGGAAUUCGCCGCGAGCAAAGACGGCUUGGUCGACUGGCAGUUCAUGAACUACGCCGACGCAUAUCAGGACCCGCUGGCGAGCUAUGGCUCCGACAAUGUGGAGAAGAUCCGGGCGGCCGCCAGAAAAUUCGAUCCCAAGGGUGUAUUCCAGACCAAAGCGCCAGGUGGUUUCAAGAUCUCGCGUGUGGGAACUGGAGCAGCUGGUGUGGAGGAAAGAGACAUGUUUGGUAAUGUGGGGGCGGAACCGAAGACUGCGGCGAAUUUGAGUGAUGCUUAG